Messenger RNA from Patella vulgata (common limpet), 695 nucleotides. RefSeq lists its product as uncharacterized. The transcript is spliced from 2 exons. The coding region runs from base 60 to 695 and encodes 211 amino acids. NCBI's taxonomy places the organism in Eukaryota, Metazoa, Mollusca, Gastropoda, Patellidae. The record is from RefSeq and is a predicted model, not a curated record.
UCAGUUUGUGGAUGUAUUCAUCCAAGAGCAGACCAAUUUUAAAACAAAAUUAACAUUUAAUGUUUCUGUUCUUUACAUUCAAUUUCCAGAUGGUUAAACACUGUAACUGUGAAGUGCGUAAAUUUCCAUAUAAUGGAUUUCCUCCCCACUUAAGAAACCUAACAACAUACGCCUGGAAACCGAUUAUUAUUCAGAUGGCUUUGCAGGAACACCAUUUUGUGGCUUAUAUGGAUGCAUCAAUACGCCUAAAAAUAUCUGAUUUGACAGAUUUGUUUCAGAACACCAAAGAUCGUGGAUUCAUGUAUCUUUAUGGUGAUUUUUUUAAUUUGGAGGUCAUGCAGCACACAGACCAACGAAUGCUUCAGUUCUUUAGACUGGAUGGUUGCAAAUUUCUGACUGUGACUGAGAAGCAAGCGACAAUGGUUCUUAUUGCUGAUAAAUGGUUGAGUCAUUUUAUUUUAAUGAAAUGGUGGGUGGUGUGUGCUUUAACUUUAGACUGUAUAGCCCCUCCGGGUACGGAAAAGCUGUUAUUCUGUGAUCCAAGAAUUAAUAAGAUUGGUAAAUGUCAUCGUUUUGAUCAGUCGGCAUUGAAUCUCAUUAUUUAUUCCAUAUUCAACAAUCCAGAGAAUCACGUAAUUUCCAGACAAUUCAUUAACACUAAAAGAGGUCAGAUGGUGAAUUACUUUGAAAAAUAA